Molecule: messenger RNA, 476 nt
Organism: Aspergillus eucalypticola CBS 122712
Lineage: Eukaryota; Fungi; Ascomycota; Eurotiomycetes; Eurotiales; Aspergillaceae
Exons: 2
Coding region: 93-338 (81 amino acids)
Source: RefSeq, a predicted model, not a curated record
UCGAGCCUUAUGUAUGUAUCUGUCGAGAGGGGAAGAGGGGAAGUACUUGACUUCUCCGAAUCAAAUCAUGCGGCGACUAGUGAGGAGCUGAAAUGCAGCUUCCCGUGCCUCCGAAGUGGCCUGCCUGGAUUUCUAAGCUGCUCGAUCUAAUUGCUUCUUCCCCGGUCGGCAUAUGGAUUCUUCUCACAUGGCGUCUCGGAGUAUCUUCAACAGUUUCUCACCUCAAGAGCAGUACCCCGCCUACCUGCGUCAUUAAAGAAUUUAUCCAACAGCCUCGACACAUUGGAUCGAUCGGUAUUACAAACUAUCAAAUACAUAUCAAUAGAACACACAAUUAGAAUUACACACAGAACUCCUUGCCCCCAAUUAUGAUUAUCCACAGCCGUAGUUCCUGGCCAAGUACUGCCAGAACUUCUUUUUUUUUUUUCUUGAAAUUAGUAGUGAACGUGAUGAGAAUCGUUAGAUUGGUUUCAUCA